This is a messenger RNA of Nilaparvata lugens (brown planthopper), 742 nucleotides long. RefSeq lists its product as uncharacterized. The record is from RefSeq and is a predicted model, not a curated record. The coding region runs from base 16 to 483 and encodes 155 amino acids. The transcript is spliced from 2 exons. Lineage: Eukaryota; Metazoa; Arthropoda; Insecta; Hemiptera; Delphacidae.
UUGGUAUCUGUAAAUAUGAACUUUUCAAUUAUUGUUUUUCAGACUGUGAAACCAAGUAUUUCGCAGCUCAAUUCACCGAAUUCCAGUGACAUCCCCGUUGUUUGGCGGGGUAAAACAGCAACUAGUCAACCAUCGCAGGCUGCUGAUCCAUCACUUUCAAAGUCUGGUAUGUUUCCAGUCGCAAAACUAGAAGAAACGUUCAAGCCAGCCUCGACUAAACACUAUGAAAAAGAAGAUUGUAAUGGAGGACUGGGUAGUUCUAAAAUGUUGAACUUUUUAGAAACCAAUGGUGCAAGGUCAACUCCAAAAACGUAUGGUGGUAAUGCAAGAUUGUCAGAGUCUGAUUCGACUUCAGUCACUCCUAAAACUGAAAAUCCAAUUAGCGUAGAUCAAACAUUGAAAAUAGUUACGAGUAAUUGCAAUGAAAAUGUGGUAAAUAAUACGAGAUCAAAACGGAAGUCACUAUUCGAUUUUAUGUUAUAAACAAGGCAGCGCUCUCAAUUAUUUAUUAUCCAAAAAAAUGUAUACACACUUUGACAAUGAAAUCUUUGUAACGCGCUAUCAGGCCGUUUAAGACCCCCCGUACAUAGUAAGGAUUGGUUCUUAGUAUAGUACUCCAAUUCUUCAUAAGAAGGAUUGGUUCUCAUGAAAUUUGUUUUUUUGUUUUUUUUUCAUGUUCACUGUCAAUUAAUGUACACAUUUUUUUGGACCCCUAUGUAUCGAUCGAUCGAUCAUCAUUCGA